GCCGCGCGGGUGUCGCGCUGCCAUCGGAGCGGCGCGGCCCAGCGGGCCCGGGAGCCGCGGCCAUGGAGAUGCCGCUGCCGCCCGAGGAUCAGGAGCUGCGGAAUGUCAUCGACAAGCUGGCGCAGUUCGUGGCGCGGAACGGGCCCGAGUUCGAGAAGAUGACGAUGGAGAAGCAGAAGGAGAACCCCAAGUUCUCCUUCCUCUUCGGCGGCGACUUCUACGGCUACUACAAGUACAAGCUGGCGCUGGAGCAGCAGCAGCUGCUGUGCAAGCAAAGCCAGGACAUCGAGGCUUCUGCCCAGAUCCAGCCCCUGCCUCAGCCCUCGCUGCCGCCGGCCGCGCCCAUCCCGGCCCCCCAGGGCACCCCCUCGGUGGAGGAGCUGAUCCAGCAGAGUCAGUGGAACCUGCAGCAGCAGGAGCAGCACCUGCUCGCCAUGAGACAGGAACAAGUCACAUCAGCAGUAGCCCUUGCCAUCGAGCAGCAAAUGCAGAAGGUUUUGGAGGAAACCCAGUUAGAUAUGAAUGAGUUUGACAACUUGUUGCAGCCAAUAAUUGACACUUGUACGAAAGAUGCCAUCUCAGCUGGCAAGAACUGGAUGUUCAGCAAUGCCAAGUCUCCUGCCCACUGCGAGCUGAUGGCCGGGCACCUGCGCAACCGCAUCACGGCCGAGGGAGCGCACUUUGAGCUGCGGCUGCACCUCAUCUACCUGAUCAACGAUGUUCUGCAUCACUGCCAACGGAAGCAAGCACGAGAUCUUCUGGCUGCUCUGCAGAAGGUGGUUGUGCCCAUUUAUUGCACCAGUUUUCUGGCAGUGGAGGAGGAUAAACAGCAGAAAAUUGCCAGACUUCUUCAACUGUGGGAGAAAAAUGGGUACUUUGAUGAGUCCAUUAUUCAGCAGUUACAGAGCCCAGCUCUUGGACUUGGCCAGUACCAGGCAAAUCUGAUCACUGAGUACGCAACGGUUGUGCAGCCUGUGCAAGUGGCCUUCCAGCAGCAGAUCCAGAACCUGAAGACUCAGCACGAGGAGUUUGUCAACAGUUUAACCCAGCAGCAGCAGCAGCAGCAGAUCCAGAUCCCCUCCCUGGAGAACGAGGUGAAAUCAACACCCCCUCCUCAGGCCCCCCCAGCAGCCCCAGCCUCGGCUCCGCCGUCUGCUCCAGUUUCCCAAGCAGAUGAUGGUAAAUCUCAGCUGCCUCUGGCUGGUUCUACAGAAUAUGACACAAGUGGGAGUGGAGUGCAGGAUCCUGCCUCGGGAGGACCUCGUGGGCCUGGAUCUCAUGAUCAGAUUCCCCCAAAUAAACCACCCUGGUUUGACCAACCUCACCCUGUUGCACCAUGGGGUCAACAACAGGGACCACCUCACUGCCCCCCCUGGAACAACAACCACGAAGGGAUGUGGAACGAACAGAGAGAUCAAGGCUGGAACAACCAGCGAGAGACCCCUUGGAACAACCAGCCUGAUCCUUCCUGGAACAACCAGUUCGAAGCUCCGUGGAACAACCAGCACGAACAACCUCCAUGGGGUGGGGGCCAAAGGGAACCUCCAUUUCGAAUGCAGCGGCCACCUCACUUCCGAGGCCCAUUCCCUCCACAUCAGCAACAUCCCCAAUUCAACCAGCCCCCGCAUCCGCAUAAUUUCAACCGCUUUCCACCUCGCUUCAUGCAGGAUGAUUUCCCACCUCGCCAUCCCUUUGAAAGGCCUCCUUAUCCUCACCGGUUUGAUUACCCCCAGGGGGAUUUCCCUCAAGAAAUUGGACCUCCCCAUCAUCAUCCUGGUCACAGAUUGCCUCACCCUGGCAUCAGCGAGCAUCCCCCCUGGGGAGGGCCCCAGCACCCAGAUUUUGGGCCUCCCCCCCACGGGUUUAACGGGCAGCCCCCCCACAUGAGGCGCCAGGGGCCCCCCCACAUGAACCACGACGAUCCCAGCCUGGUGCCAAACGUGCCCUACUUCGACCUGCCCGCUGGGCUGAUGGCUCCGCUUGUCAAGCUUGAAGAUCACGAGUAUAAACCUUUAGAUCCUAAAGAUAUUCGUCUUCCACCCCCAAUGCCCCCCAGUGAGAGGCUCCUGGCUGCAGUGGAGGCAUUUUAUAGUCCACCAUCUCAUGACAGGCCUCGAAACAGUGAAGGCUGGGAGCAGAAUGGACUGUACGAAUUCUUCAGAGCUAAAAUGAGAGCAAGGCGGAGGAAAGGUCAGGAGAAGAGAAAUAGUGGGCCCUCUCGCUCUCGCAGCCGCUCUAAAAGCCGAGGUCGUUCCUCUUCCCGCUCCAAUUCCCGAUCUUCGAAAUCAUCCGGCUCCUACUCGAGGUCGCGCUCCCGCUCCUGCUCCCGCUCCCGCUCCUACUCCCGCUCGCAGUCCAGGAGCCGCAGCCGCUCCCGCUCCUCCCACAGCCGCUCCCGGUCCCGCUCCCGCUCCAGGUCCAAGUCGUACUCGCCGGGAAGGCGGCGCCGCUCCCGCUCCCGCAGCCCCACUCCUCCUUCUUCUGCUGGUUUGGGCUCCAGUUCUGGGCCUCCUAUACCAGAAUCAAGACUUGGAGAAGAAAAUAAAGGCCAUCAAAUGCUAGUGAAAAUGGGAUGGAGUGGAUCUGGUGGGCUGGGAGCCAAGGAACAAGGAAUUCAGGAUCCAAUUAAAGGAGGGGACAUCCGAGACAAGUGGGAUCAGUACAAAGGAGUAGGAGUUGCGUUGGAUGAUCCUUACGAGAACUACCGGAGAAAUAAAAGUUACUCGUUCAUCGCCCGCAUGAAGGCCAGGGAUGAAUGUUAAUUCUAUUUGAAGUGGAAGGGGUGCUGCCUUGGGAUCAAGUCAGACUGAUGCUGAGCAGUGUAUCCUAAUGUCUAAAGUGGGGAAUGAAGCAUCUAGACCCAGUGCAGGUGACCUUUGAGCACUGUGCCAGCUUUUAGAACCUUCCAGCCACCUCCAGGCCCCCCCAGCAGCUGCUGCAGCCCCCCCUGGGCAGGACACGAGGGGCAGCUCGCUGAGGGCUGGGCGAUGCUUUGUAACGGGACACAGUCUUGGAGCUUUUUAUAUUUUUGUACAUAACCCUUUAAUAAAAGCCAAUUAGUUCACUAGAAGAGAAUUCCAUUUUCUCUGCUCUCUUUUACGUUUCUAUCAACGAGACGUUCUCGGGAACUUCCCCUGUGAUCCAAAGGAGAGAAGAAACAGAACCUUUUGCAACUGUUUCCAGCUAGAGCUGUUAGGCCCUUCCACUGCACUCCCAGUCCCCAGGUCUGCGUGGCGGUUCCCUUUUCCAGUUGUUUGUUUGUAGAGCAAAAAAAAAACAAAAAAACCCUCUUCAAACCAUCCAGUUAAUGUGGUGGAAUAUCAGUUUGUUCUAGAUCUGCUGUAGCUGUGGAACUGUACCUGUCUGUGAAUCAGCAUACACCACCUGUAUGUUACCAACUUGUGAAGUUUUAUUGUUUUGCCUUCCAAUAAACACCUUUUUUUUUUUUUUUUUUUUAAAUAAAAAAAUGAAAUGGCAGCUCAGA
Messenger RNA from Myiozetetes cayanensis, 3484 nucleotides. It is a transcript of the gene CHERP, whose product is annotated as calcium homeostasis endoplasmic reticulum protein. Gene Ontology annotation, cellular component: perinuclear region of cytoplasm. The coding region runs from base 63 to 2762 and encodes 899 amino acids. Gene Ontology annotation, molecular function: RNA binding. The transcript has 18 exons. Lineage: Eukaryota; Metazoa; Chordata; Aves; Passeriformes; Tyrannidae. The record is from RefSeq and is a predicted model, not a curated record. Gene Ontology annotation, biological process: intracellular calcium ion homeostasis; RNA processing.